CUAUGCCACCAUGAGAUUGUCCUAUAAAAGGCCCCAAAAACAAAGAAACAGUUUUCUUACUGCUCUCGAACCAAACAGAGUUUUCUAGAGAAAAGAAAAGAGUCUUACACCCUCUCAAAAUGAGUCUCUUCACAAAAGCCUUACCCUUCGGUUCUCCGGCCACGGUGACCGGACUGCUCGCAUUUCUGUUCGCUGUUUUGUUCAUGGCACCUCAAGUCUCCGCUAAGCGUUGGAUUGUUGGAGGAAAGAUGGGUUGGACUACAAAUGUUAACUAUACUAUUUGGGCUCAGGACAAGCACUUCUACAAUGGCGAUUGGCUCUUUUUUGUUUACGACAGGAACCAGAACGACGUUAUAGAGGUGAACAAAACUAAUUACGAAACGUGCAAUGCCGAGCACCCUGUUCACAACUGGACUACAGGAGCUGGAAGGGAUGUGACCCCAUUGAAUGUGACUCGACAUUACUAUUUCAUAAGCAGCAAAGGGUCCUGUUAUGGUGGCAUGAAGGUAGCAAUCCGAGUUGAAAACCUUCCUCCUCCACCUUCAGGUGCACCAUUAAAAGAGAAGAAUACCGCUACAAAAUCUACACACCAGAGCCUAUUCAUUUUACCGGUUGUUUUCGCCAUUGGAGCAGCAUGGGACGCCUUUCUUCGUUUCGGCUUGUAGUUUCAUUGUGGUUUUUUCCACUAUUCAUGAGUGACAUUAUUAGACUUGCUUAGAUAACGAGGUGAUGAAAUCUCCUUGUGAAAUUUAUUUAUUUUUAACAAAGUUUCUUUCUUUAUUAUGAUUAUUUUCUUGUGGGGGUGUUGGUGAUGAUUAUAUUUAUGUUUACUCCUGUUGUUUGUUCUCCUCAAUAGUUGACCCUUUAAACUAGGACCCUUGUUGGAGUUUAAGGGAGUUGGUGGAGCUUGAAUUUUUGAAAUGUCAAAGGUGUUGCAUUGGUUUGAU
This is a messenger RNA of Cannabis sativa, 947 nucleotides long. Its product is annotated as early nodulin-like protein 17. The transcript has 2 exons. Gene Ontology annotation, molecular function: electron transfer activity. The record is from RefSeq and is a predicted model, not a curated record. NCBI's taxonomy places the organism in Eukaryota, Viridiplantae, Streptophyta, Magnoliopsida, Rosales, Cannabaceae. Gene Ontology annotation, cellular component: plasma membrane. Bases 120 to 665 code for a protein of 181 amino acids.